This is a messenger RNA of Cavenderia fasciculata, 3411 nucleotides long. RefSeq lists its product as uncharacterized. The record is from RefSeq and is a predicted model, not a curated record. Lineage: Eukaryota; Evosea; Eumycetozoa; Acytosteliales; Cavenderiaceae. The transcript is spliced from 5 exons. Bases 1 to 3411 code for a protein of 1136 amino acids.
AUGAGACAAAGAAAGAAUACAUUUCAAUUUGCAAAUAAGAACAAUUCUAAUAGUCUAACAACCACCACCAACAGUGAUAGUAAUAAUAACGUCGCCGAGCAUCAUGUUACGAAAAGAAGAAAGAAUAAUGGAUUGACUUUUAGUUUCUUGAAUAAUAAUAACAACAACAACCUUAUAGACUCAACAACUAAUAAUAAUAAUAGUGAAGAUGAAUACGAUGAAGAAGAUGGUGUCGAGAAAGCAACUAUAACUAUAAAUAAUGUAAAUACUGAUGUUACUAAAAGAAGAAAGAAUAAUGGGAUGACCUUUAGUUACUUUAACAACAACAACAAUAUAGAUUCAACAAAUGAUAAUAAUAACCAUGAUUAUGAUGACGGCGGUGACGAUGUCAUCUUGUUGGAUAGACCAGCAACAACAAGUACAUCUAAUACUAAAAGAAGAAAGAAUAAUGGAAUGACUUUUAAUUACUUGAACAAUAUAGAUUCAACAACCGUCAUAGAUAAUGUAAAUAAUAAUAAUAAUAAUAAUAAUAAUAAUAAUAAUAAUAAUAAUAAUAAUAAUCAAACUGUUGUAGAUACACAUCAACAAAGAAAGAGAUCAUCGUAUCAGUUUAAUAAUAACAACAAAAGAAUUCAUUUUGAAGAUGAUGUUGAUGUUGAAGAAAAGGUGACUCGAGAUGAAAGAAGGUACAACAGAAUUGAAUUAAAGAGUAAAACUAAAAAAGAUUUACUUGUCAUUUGUGAAAGAUUGGAUAUUGAAGGAUCAAUGAACCAAAACAAAGAUACAAUCAUCAACAAUAUUCUAAAGAUACAAAAUGAUCGAUUUCAAUACAAAACCAAAAUGAUUGACAAUAAUCCUCUGUAUGAUUAUAACAAGGGAAUGCUUGAAUAUUCAUUACCAUGGCCAAUCAUCGGUAGAAUACUCGAUCUAGUUUGGACUGAAUCAUCUAUUUGUACUUGUUACUAUAGUCAUCAAUUUGUUAGUAGUAUAAGACCACAAGUGUCGACACAACUUGGUCACCUUCAAAUGUGGCCAGUCUAUCAACCAUUGUUGGACAUGUACAAAGAAUCAAGAAUGAAAUGUCCAAUGCACACAUACCACUAUUUGAAUGGUUUGGAGCCAUUGAUCAACAUUUCACACCCCUUUGUUUGUUAUAGUACCAUCGACCGAAACAAAUGGAGAUACCAACUACUUGGUAUAUCUAAACGAGUCAACCAGUUCCUGUCAUCCAAGUCCUUUACCAACAUUCGACUUGCAUUCCAACAAGACCUUUGGGAGCACAUCAACAAUCAAUAUUGUCCAAUCAAAGCACCCAAACAGCUUACAAUCACCCAACACUACGCGUUUGCCAACUUUAACAAUUUCAACACGUCGGUGCUUUCAUCGGUCGAAAAGCUAUCGAUAGACAAUGUCAGCAUUCGACCACAGUAUCUCAAGGGUCUCCAAAAUCUAUUCAAGAAUAUCAAAUCGUUGACUUGGCGAGGCUAUCUUAACCCAAAGUUCCACCUAUCCAAAUUCAAGAAUCUUACAUCGAUCAAUGUGGUCUAUGCACAACAUACAGGUCGACAAGAAUUCUUGGACGUUCUUCAUCCAGGUAUUGUAAAGCUUUUACUGCCUGCUAUAUGGUGUACUGAACCAGUUACACUCUCUCCCAACCUAGCCAACACGAUCCAAGUCAGCAACAUUCAUCCACCACAACAAAUGCCAAACUUGCAUACCUAUCAUCCCAACGCGUACACCUUUGCAUCGUUUGAUCACCCAAAAGUUACAAAGCUCGUGCAACACAGCCGUGGUGGUGAAGUGUUACCCUUUCCAUUCACCGUCCCUCCAACUGUUGAAACAGUAAAAUAUUCUAUCAACACUGGAGGAGUCAAUAUUCCAACCACACCAUUUACUGGAUUCAAUGUCAAGAAGCUCAUUAUAACCAAUUAUUAUGAAAUAACAGAAAAGGUGAUAAAUGAAUUUAAAACAAUUGGAUAUGAAUACAUUGGUGCCAUAUUUAAAGCAACAAAAAGACAAUUCCAUUUCAUUAAAUCAACAACUACAACAACAGCAACAGAAGAGAUUAAAAUUGAAACUCCACCAAUACAAAUAGUUGUAGAUCCCACCACCACAACCACAACAACCAUCAACAAUUCAACACUUCCCUACUAUUUAGUCGAAAAGAUUUUCAGAUACUAUUGGAAUAGUUAUUAUUGUACUUGCGAGAUUGAAACAUGUACGGUAAAUCAAAAUCAUUACCAAUACUAUAAUCACCAAACAUCAUCAGAUUAUAUCAAAAAAGCAAAAGAAUUCGCCUUGGCCAAAUCAAUAUGUCCAAUACACAAGGAUCAGUUGCCAAGUUUUGGUACAUAUAGAAAUGAAAAUAUGCUCAAACAAAUCAAUCAACGUCGAUUUAGAUUGUCAUUGACAUGCAAAAGAUUAUUUGAAUAUAUUUCAAAUCGUCUUGUCAAUCGAGUUGCAUUCUCAUCCCUAGGAUCUGAAGAAUCUGAAAUGUCAACAUACCAUAAACACUUUUCAAAUCGAUAUUGUCUGAUUGGUAAAUCCAUCAAAAGUCUCACCAUUGAUAGCUACCACAACGCUGGUCACCAAAAUUGGGAGUUUCUCGACCUCCAUCACUACUCAAAUGUACAACGUUUAAUGUUUGAGCCGUCUAUGCUCACUCCACAGUUUGUCACAAACGUUGGAAAUCUUAUCCAAAAGCUGUCAACUCGCUUGCAAUUUAUUACUUCAUUGGAUCUAUCAUAUUGGAGACUAGAUCCAGAUAGUGGAAGCGUUAUUCAUAAAUUAAAAGAUAUACCACUUAGAAAACUAUACUAUGUCUAUCCAGACAACCAAUUUCUAUUCAAAGAUCUAAAUGAUAAAGAGGGUGAGGAAGACGAUCCAAAUAGAUGGCCAUUAACACAAUCAUUGGAAGCAGUAUCAAUCAACUCAUUUGAUGCCAUUCCAAAGUUGGAUAGAUUACCAAAACUCAGACAUUUAAGAAUUAUUUCAGACACCCUUCCAACAUAUCCACAUUACGCCCCUUUGACAGAUCAACAAAUUCAAACACAACUUCCAUCCAACAUCACCAAACUAUCAUUCACUGACACCAAUAUUGCGCAAAUCAUAACUUUCGAUUCAUUGGAACCUUUUACAGCAAUUAUGAGAGAAAGAAUAAUGAAUACAUUUCAAUUUGCCAAUAAUUCUAAUAGUCUGACCACCCAAAAUGAUCAUGAUGGCAAUGAUGAUGACAAUGAUGAAGAUGACAAUGAGGAAACAACAACAACAAGCACAAAGACAAUAAACGCCGCCGAGCAUCAUGUUACUAAAAGAAGAAAGAAUAAUGGAAUAACUUUUAAUUACUUGAACAACAUAGAUCCAACAACCUUAAUCGAUAAUUCAGAGGAGGAGGACGUUGAAGGAAUAUAA